Molecule: messenger RNA, 654 nt
Organism: Populus euphratica (Euphrates poplar)
Lineage: Eukaryota; Viridiplantae; Streptophyta; Magnoliopsida; Malpighiales; Salicaceae
Exons: 1
Coding region: 22-522 (166 amino acids)
Source: RefSeq, a predicted model, not a curated record
AAAGGCAAAGAAACUGCAAACAUGGUCAUAACAUCACCACAACACGACUCCACCUCUAGCUCAUCACCAAAAAGGCUAUCCCCAGGUUUCCUUGUGUCCAUAUCAUGUCUCAUGGCUCUUUGUGCCAAGCAUGCAAGCCGUGUCUCAAGCAAGCUCAAAACAGCCAACAAGCCAACCUACAAGAACAACUGCAGCACCAUCAACAAGAGCCCAAGACACUCUCCAAGAUUGCCACUUGCAAGGCCAAAGCAGCUCUUGACACAAAUAAGCAACAAGGCCAUCACGUUGAUGCAUCGCCGGAGAAAGGAUGAUCAGGAAAACGCCGAUGUUCUUCUGGGUCCUGAUGAGUUUGGUGAUGGUGGUGUCUGGCAAAAGGCUAUCUUGAUGGGUGAUAAGUGUCAGCCAUUGGAUUUCUCAGGGGUAAUUUAUUAUGAUAGUAGUGGGAAGCAGCUUGACGAGGUUCCUCUAAAGUCCCCACGUGCUAGUCCCUUGCCUGCGUACUUGAUUCGUGCACCAAAAUAGAGGUGGUGGGUUAUGUUUACGUGACCGAGCUUGAGGAGUUAGGUAGGUCACAGCUGUUUGUUAUUGGACAACUAUUCCUAUAUAGUUAGUUAUACAGGGAAGACACGUUACUUUUCUUUCGUUUUUGUUUUA